Leptosomus discolor (cuckoo roller) is the source of this 515-nucleotide messenger RNA. NCBI's taxonomy places the organism in Eukaryota, Metazoa, Chordata, Aves, Leptosomiformes, Leptosomidae. The record is from RefSeq and is a predicted model, not a curated record.
UGCCAGGAAAUGAACGCCCUGCGCGGGCAGGUGGGUGGAGAGAUCAGCGUGGAGAUGGAUGCUGCUCCGGGCAUCGACCUCACCAAGAUCCUGGCUGAGAUGAGGGAGCAGUACGAGAGCCUGGCGGACAAGAACCGCAGGGACGCCGAGCAGUGGUUCUUCAGCAAGACGGAAGAGCUGAACCGGGAGGUGGCCAUCAACACCGAGCAGCUCCAGAGCGGCAAGACGGAGAUCACAGAGCUGCGACGCACCAUCCAGAGCCUGGAGAUCGACCUGCAGUCCCAGCUCAGCACGAAAGCGGCGCUGGAGGGCACCUUGGCCGACACGGAAGCCCGCUACGGCACCCAGCUGGCCCAGCUGCAGGGGCUGAUCACCGGCGUGGAGGAGCAGCUGGCCGAGCUGCGGUGCGACAUGGAGCGCCAGAACCAGGAGUACAGGGUCCUCCUGGACGUCAAGUGCCGCCUGGAGCAGGAGAUCGCCACGUACCGCCGGCUCCUGGAGGGCGAGGACGCCCA